CUCUGCCUUGCCUCGCUCACUGCAUAAUCCUCUUCCUAUUAUUACCCAUCCCUCUCAUGGUGUGUGGGUGAGAAGAAAGCUUAGGAAGCAUGGGAAGAAAGGGAUGAAUAUACACAUUUCUGAACAGACAAAAUAAUUUUGUAUUCAUUUGCAUGUCCUUCCUGAGGGAGGCUGCUGCAAUUGGAAUACUGAGCAGAACUUCAGGAUAAGAUGUGUCAUAUCUCCCCACUCUCUGUAUCUGAAUUUGUGUGUCCAGUUGGGGAAGAAGGUUAGCUGAAUUGAACACAGACACACUAGACCACUUCCCCAGGUCCCCAACUACCAGUUGAAUGUUGUAUUUUGGGUGAAGAUUACAACGCUCUGCUCUGCCUAAAACAAUCACAGUGACAUAUCAAAGAGUUUUAGGUACCCAUUUCAAGUUUAGUUGGUGUCCUCUUAAUCCUAAAAGAAUGAAACUACACUACAUGACCUUGGCCUUCCCCUCUCUUUCUCUCUCUCUCUCUCUCUAAGAUUUCAAUAUUUUAAUCCCUUCUGUAAGUUGUCAACUACAAGUCUACCAACCCAACAAGUCAAACCAACAAACUUACUCCCCAAAGUUUGGUGGGCAGAAGAAAAUAUAGGCAGCAUUCACAUGAACUUAAAUUUCCCUGUGGAAGUUUCAGAUCUCUCUAUCAUAGUUUUUCCUAAAAUUCUUUUCAUUCCCAGUUCUCUAUCUUCCUGUUUUUGUGCUGCCUCUAAUCUUUGGGGGGGAACAUGGACAACCAUCGUAGCCAGCAACAAGCUAAAACAACUCCACUAGAGUCUGAAGAAGUCAGCAGCACUAGGUGGCAGUUUAUAACGAUGACAGCACAGGAGGAAGAUCUCAUCCAUAGAAUGCAUAAGCUGAUUGGAGAUAGGUGGGAUCUGAUAGCAGGCAGAAUUCCAGGGCGUAAACCAGAAGAAAUAGAGAGGUAUUGGAUAAUGACUCACCUUGAAGGGUUUGCAGUGAGAAGAAGAGGGUGAAAAAAGACAGGGGAAUGAAGGGUUUGGAGAGAGAGAGAGAGAGAGAGAGACAUACAGGCAGUGAGGCUCAGUCAAUUAGUCAUCAAAGGCUUCUGAUGGGUUCUCUCCCUUUUUUUAUGGUUUCCCUGCUGAUAAGCAGCUUCUAAUAGCUUUAGUGUGUACUGCAAGUACCCUUUUUAAGAGCAAAUGGUAUGGACCUGAGCAAAUUUUUAUCAAUCAAAUAAAACAUUAAAUUUAUGAUUCUAAAU
Messenger RNA from Cucurbita moschata (crookneck pumpkin), 1250 nucleotides. Its product is annotated as transcription factor TRY-like. The coding region runs from base 754 to 1002 and encodes 82 amino acids. Gene Ontology annotation, biological process: cell differentiation. Gene Ontology annotation, molecular function: transcription cis-regulatory region binding. The record is from RefSeq and is a predicted model, not a curated record. Lineage: Eukaryota; Viridiplantae; Streptophyta; Magnoliopsida; Cucurbitales; Cucurbitaceae. The transcript is spliced from 4 exons. Gene Ontology annotation, cellular component: nucleus.